AUGACUUCUGGUUGGAGAUUCAGUCUGAUUACAGGUGUUGCCUCCGUUCUGGUCGUGUUCAUUAUCAACUUCUCCACCACUCUCUGGGCGCUCAAGUUGCCGACAGGAGGUGAGGCUGGAGAUACUACCACCACUCGAAGAAUCAUUUAUGAAGGCCCUUGCACCACUUCGAAGAAGUUGAACGUCGUACUUCAUCUUUUGAUCAACAUCUUCAGCUGCGUCCUCCUAUCAGCUAGCAGCUACGGGAUGCAAUGCUUGUCGGCCCCAACACGGGCUGAAGUCGAUCGAGCUCAUGCACGAGAAGAGUGGAUGGAUAUUGGAGUUCUGAGCGUUCGAAAUCUGGGAAAAGUAUCUUGCAAGAGAACUUUUUUCUGGGUGCUCUUGGGUAUUUUUUCGGUCCCCUUGCAUCUUCUAUUCAACUCAGUUGUUUUUGCAUCUAUUUCGAUAUUCGACUAUACAGCACACAACAUUGAUGAGCUCGUCAGAUGGAAUGCUUCCUCUCGAUUCACAAGGGAUAGCGAUGACCUCCAAAUGGGAGAGCUAUUCCAGCGCGCUCUCAAAGAGAACUGGGACAACCCCACUUCCUUGGAAUGCAUCGAUGCCUAUGCCACUGGCUUUCAAACCGCAAGGAGUGACGUGAUUGUGGUAUGUGACGGAGGCUCCGAUGUCUUCCUGGAACGUAUCUAUGACAGGGAGGAUGUAUCCCUGUAUCCAGGCAUGCUUCGAGGAUAUUGCCGCCCAUCACCCUUUGACUGGAUAUGCGAGGAGCCAGACUGCUCUCUCUGUCAUGAUCUGAUUGCAGACGUGAGAAAGCAACCUGAAAACUGGAAACCGUUCGGAUAUCAAGCCAAGUAUUGUCUCAGCAAGCCAGUACGUCAGCUCUGCCGUGUGAGCUUCAGUGUCUUCAUUGCCGGUGCUGUUCUUGGCGCGAAUAUCAUCAAAGCUGGGGUACUGAUCUAUGUGGCCUUCAAUCCCCCAGAACAACCCUUAUUUGUGCUUGGCGGUGCUAUUCAGACCUUCCCGGAGACUCCGGAGCCUGGUUCCAAGAGCAUGCGGCUUGUGUCCAUUGACCGCGUCAAGAAUCUGGGCACAAGAGGAUGCACUGGCCCCACGACUUCAUCUUUGAGGAGGAGACGCUAG
Fusarium vanettenii 77-13-4 is the source of this 1140-nucleotide messenger RNA. RefSeq lists its product as uncharacterized. Bases 1 to 1140 code for a protein of 379 amino acids. The record is from RefSeq and is a predicted model, not a curated record. NCBI's taxonomy places the organism in Eukaryota, Fungi, Ascomycota, Sordariomycetes, Hypocreales, Nectriaceae. The transcript is spliced from 2 exons.